GGAGAGAUCACUCAUUGUUACCAUCUACCUGUAAUACCGGGACCUGAGAGACGGAUCCGAGGACGCUGCAGCUUCAGGGUCACUGCCCACCGGCUCCUGUCACAUUGCAGGAUAUUUGGGGUGAGCACGUAGCAGGGACCCCCCUUACUGAUGACUUGUUUCCAGCUCGCGGCAUGGUGCCUCUGGGUCCUCUACAUGGUGGCUGCUCAGUUUGUGCAGUUGGGAAUGUAUGAAGAUUCCUUUGAUGACCAAUAUGUUGGAUGCCUCAACCAAAUGGAGGCCCUAGCGCCAGAUUUACUGAGAUUGGAAAGACAGAAUGACAAGGAAUUGGACAAUGUUUGGGAAGAAGCUUCUGAAGCUUGGCAGAUAGUAAAGCCCUCAAUGAAAACUCUUCCUGAGGGAUUUAAAGAUGAAUAUGGGACAGCGCUAUUAGUGCACAUCACUGGUAAAACUAAUUUAGUCCCCGCUGUACAGCAAUAUGGCUUUGCUCCCCAAUCAUUCAGGUACCACUCAUUGCAAUUCUACGUCACCAGAGCCAUGAUUUUGCUCCGAGCCGGGUGUGAUGGGAAACCAUUGACCACCUAUUGGGGGACUAACGGUUUUUUUUUUGAUCCGCCUCCUGAGCCCCAGCAAAAUGUCAGACUCGGACAAAUCCCUUUUACAGCUACUGACUUCAGUGUGGCGCUGCACUCUGGACAUCAUUCUUUCUUCAACAUCACCACUUGCUUCGGGGUGGAAGCAGACAAUUUCAGUAACAUCUUUUCCAAUACAAUUGUAAUUAUUCCAGUGAAUGAGGUGUUUAAUGUCUCCAGAAACACCGAGAAGGGGAACAAUUUAAUUCUGCAGAGCACUGAGAAGAGGUGCAGCUACUACAACUGUGCCUACCUGGGAGGCAGAAAGAGCCAGAUCUGCAAAUACAGAGCAG
Pseudophryne corroboree (corroboree frog) is the source of this 925-nucleotide messenger RNA. RefSeq names its product ecto-ADP-ribosyltransferase 5-like. The record is from RefSeq and is a predicted model, not a curated record. NCBI's taxonomy places the organism in Eukaryota, Metazoa, Chordata, Amphibia, Anura, Myobatrachidae. The annotation marks the transcript as partial. The transcript is spliced from 4 exons. Gene Ontology annotation, molecular function: NAD+ poly-ADP-ribosyltransferase activity; NAD+-protein-arginine ADP-ribosyltransferase activity.